Effrenium voratum is the source of this 609-nucleotide messenger RNA. NCBI's taxonomy places the organism in Eukaryota, Dinophyceae, Suessiales, Symbiodiniaceae. The record is from the annotation of a GenBank genome assembly.
AUGAGACGAACUUUGCUAAAAAUCCUUGGGAUGUGGCAUCGCAAUAUCAACUGGCAUACUUGCUCGAGCUUUGGAGACCAAAAGGUCGUCGCAUUCGGAAAAGCCAUGGGCUGUCUUACUGGGGCCCCCCAUUUCACGAAAGGAUCAGGUGAUUUUGAAGCCGAGCAGACCAACACACUCUCCGGUUUUCAAGCGAACGCCCCAGCCCAGACCCCACGUCAGGCGCAUCAGACCAAUUCUCACGAAGGGCGCAUGCUGCAAGCUCGAGAGCAGCACGGCGAAGGCCUGGGCCGUGGCCGCCACCUGCCGCGCCUGCGAGAAGCAAGCGGAGUGACCUGCUCGAGCUUUGGAAAUCAAAAGACGCUUUCAAAGAACGGCGUCUCCAUGCAUGAUUGCCCGGACUGUUCGCUUCUACUGUGGCAAGUCCAGCAGUGCCCAGCAACCCGGGAAUUGACAGAGCUGCUUCCUGUACAGGCGUGGUCUUCUGCAGGGCGCGCGGUGUAUGGACCGCAGGCCACGCAGCAUCGCCCAACAAGGCAGCUUCCAAUGAUCUCCAAAGUAUUCUCAGCAGGUAUCUUAGUCACAGGUUCCUUAGGUCUGUUCGUUUGA